ACUCCAUCUGUACUGUUUCUCCUCUCUUUCUCCAACCUCGCAUCAAGCCGUCUGCACUGGCUGUUUGAGGACGGUCUUGAAAUCUUGCUGCAUCUGAACACAGGACAUCUUUCAAGCAAAAAAUAAUAAUGGGGAAGAAAUCGAAGAAGCCGGGGAAAGGCAAGGAGAAGACUGAGAGGAAAACAGCGAAAGCAGAGGAGAAGAGAGCUCGCAGAGAAAGCAAGAAGCUCUCGCCUGAAGAUGACAUUGAUGCUAUUUUGUUGAGUAUACAAAAGGAGGAAGCUAAGAAGAAGGAGGUUCAUAUUGAGGAAAAUGUUCCAGCACCGUCGCCUCGAUCUAACUGUACGCUGAGCAUUAAUCCCACGAAAGAGACAGAACUGAUUCUCUAUGGUGGAGAAUUUUACAAUGGGCAGAAGACAUUUGUGUAUGGUGAUCUCUACCGGUUUGAUGUAGAGAAACAGGAAUGGAAGUUGAUUUCAAGCCCUAAUAGUCCUCCUCCUCGCAGUGCUCAUCAAGCAAUUGCUUGGAAGAAUUAUCUCUAUAUUUUUGGUGGUGAAUUUACAUCUCCAAAUCAAGAGAGGUUCCACCACUAUAAGGACUUUUGGAUGUUGGACUUGAAAACAAAUCAAUGGGAGCAGCUAAAUUUGAAAGGGUGUCCAAGUCCACGAUCAGGUCAUCGAAUGGUACUUUACAAGCACAAGAUUAUCGUUUUUGGUGGCUUCUAUGACACUCUUAGAGAAGUAAGGUAUUAUAAUGAUUUAUAUGUUUUUGACCUAGACCAAAUGAAGUGGCAAGACAUAAAGCCAAAGCUUGGUGCUAUGUGGCCCAGUGCCCGGAGUGGUUUUCAGUUUUUUGUGCAUCAAGAUGAGAUAUUUUUAUAUGGUGGAUACUCCAAAGAAGCUUCUUCUGAUAAGAACAGCUCUGAGAAAGGAAUUGUUCAUUCAGACAUGUGGUCCCUUGAUCCUAAAACUUGGGAAUGGAGCAAGGUAAAGAAAAAUGGGAUGCCUCCUGGGCCUCGUGCUGGUUUUUCCAUGUGUGUUCAUAAGAAACGAGCUUUGCUAUUUGGAGGUGUUGUGGACAUGGAAAUGGAAGGUGAUGUAAUGAUGAGCUUAUUCUUGAAUGAACUUUAUGGCUUCCAAUUAGACAAUCAUCGGUGGUAUCCUAUAGAGCUAAGAAAAGCGAAGUUGCCAAAAGAUAAGUUGAAAAAGAAUUCUGACAGAAAACUCAAUGUUUCUGAUUGUGAUGAUAAGACUGAGUCAAUGGAAGUGGAGGAAUUUGCAGCAAAUGAAAAAGAUGAGGGGACAGAGCACAAUGAAGAAGCCCGUGACAUGGAAAACACCAUGAAAGAGAUAUCUCAGCACAUGGGAACAAACAUGACAAUUGCUGGUCACGGGUCAGAUGCCAAUUCUGAUGGAAAUCCCAAUGAAUCUAAAGUUAAAUCAAAUCUCCAAGUUUCUGUUGCACCUGAGAUUGUAAAACCCUGACGAAUCAAUUCUUGCAUGGUUGUUGGGAGAGAUACUCUAUACAUUUAUGGGGGCAUGAUGGAGAUGAAAGAUCAAGAAAUUACACUCGAUGAUCUGUAUUCACUUAAUCUUAGCAAACUUGACGAGUGGAAGUGUAUCAUUCCGGCAUCUGAAUCUGAAUGGUUAGAAGCUUCAGAGGAAGAUGGGGAUGAAGAUGAAAGUGAAGAUGAUGACAACAGCAGUGAGAAUGAUGAUGAUGAUGAUGAUGAUGAAGAUGAGGAUGAGGAUGAGGAUGACGUGGAGGGCAGGAAGAAUUGUGCUGGAUCAGUUCAAGUUGGCGAUGCCAUUGCUAUAAUAAAGGGUGAUGGAAAAAUUCUUAGGAGAAAAGAGAAACGGGCUCGAAUUGAGCAGAUCAGGGCUAAUCUUGGUCUUUCAGAUUCACAAAGAACCCCAGUGCCUGGAGAAUCAUUGAGGGAUUUCUAUAGACGCACAAGUUUGUACUGGCAAAUGGCUGCCCAUGAACAUACUCAACACACUGGGAAGGAGCUUCGUAAGGAUGGUUUUGAUCUUGCUGAAGCUCGAUAUCAGGAACUAAAACCAAUUCUUGACGAGUUAGCCAUAUUAGAGGCAGAGCAAAAGGCUGAAGAAGCUGAGGGGCCCGAAACUAGUUCGAGGAAGAGAGGCAAGAAGAAAGAGCGGAAGUGAUCAUCAUCUCACUUGUCGGGGGGCAUUUUUCUUUGGUACACAACGUCAAAAGCACCUAAACAGUUUUGGUAGUUUGAUAUAAAUGUCCGAAUUAAUUUCCAUCAUGUAUUUACACAUGGGUGCAAUUUAUAAAUUUUAUAUAUUGUUAGGAAUAUGUUUAUGGUUUGUAUGGUGAAGAUUACCAAAUCAGAGAAAUGUUAAAAUGGACAAGAAAAUUCAAAAGUUUGGAA
Molecule: messenger RNA, 2398 nt
Organism: Carica papaya (papaya)
Lineage: Eukaryota; Viridiplantae; Streptophyta; Magnoliopsida; Brassicales; Caricaceae
Product: Galactose oxidase/kelch repeat superfamily protein
Molecular function (GO): protein binding
Source: RefSeq, a predicted model, not a curated record